UCAGUUUAUCUCAAAAUGAAGCUUCAAGUCACCGUCUGCUCCCUGCUAGUGAUUGCCUUUUGUGUUGUCGAUGCCUACAAUGACGAUGGUAGGCCUGGCUGCAAGACUCAAACGGAACUAGACAUUGCAUUUUUCCGGAACAGCUGGGAUCCUACGUCCUACUGGAUGUGUGAUGAACUUAACGUACCAGCCACCCAAAUGAAGUGCCCCGAAGAAACGGGCUUUGUAGAAAGCCUCAAGAACUGUGUCAGCUGGGACGAAUGGGAAUGGGAAAGUCCUGUUGCUCCACUCAGCGAAGUGGACGAGUGACCACUCCGCGAAUAUACACAUGUUGAAACAGAAAUCACAUGUCUUAAAAUUAUUUUCAUUGAAUUGAGAAUUAAACAAAUGCGCUAGGCGAUAGCAAAUGUA
This is a messenger RNA of Drosophila persimilis, 411 nucleotides long. RefSeq lists its product as uncharacterized. The record is from RefSeq and is a predicted model, not a curated record. The coding region runs from base 16 to 309 and encodes 97 amino acids. Lineage: Eukaryota; Metazoa; Arthropoda; Insecta; Diptera; Drosophilidae. The transcript has a single exon. Gene Ontology annotation, molecular function: chitin binding.